Molecule: messenger RNA, 1617 nt
Organism: Sphaeroforma arctica JP610
Lineage: Eukaryota; Ichthyosporea; Ichthyophonida
Exons: 8
Coding region: 1-1617 (538 amino acids)
Biological process (GO): regulation of DNA-templated transcription; peptidyl-arginine N-methylation
Cellular component (GO): nucleus; cytosol
Source: RefSeq, a predicted model, not a curated record
AUGGUGAAGCAAGCAUCUCUGGGUCGAAUUAUUCAGGAUGAUGAGGAUGAUAACAAAGUAUUCUCCACAUUCCGGCGGCAAGAAGGCUUGAACUUCAUAGUGUGUCCACUGACCAACGAGAAGUGGCGUAAGGAUGUCACCACGUGCAUUGGAGAAAAACGCGAACCCCCUGUACUCGAUAGAGACCACGUGCGUGUCAUAGAUGUGCAGAAUAACCAUCACACUGUUGGCAUGGUAUCGCCUUUCUUGGCCCUGCACUCCAAGUCUCAGUUUGUACGGGAGAGCUUCCAGCAUGUAUUCAACGCCGCUCCCACGGACACACCGAUCGACGACGACAUAGAAGACUUUGAAGCGGCUGAGCGUCCCUGGCGCAUGUGGAACCAAUUCAGGUCCUUGUGUGACCACUCGAAUAAGCUUAACGUUUGCUUAGAGCUCACAGAAGACCUGCCCUGUACAGGCGAUGCGUUGGACCGGUGGAUGGGUGAGCCGGUCAAGGCGGUGGCUUUGGACACAAAGCUGUUUAUGACCGAUAAAGAGGGCAAUCCGGUCCUGUCUAAGGCGCACGAGAAUGUUCUGCGGAGAUUUAUCAGCUUUGACGCGCAGAUUCUGUUGACCGGACAAGUGCAGCAUAGCGAUGGUGUAGAGCCGUAUGUACACUACCUACAGAUGCUCAAUGAACGGACCCGGACCAGCCCUGACUUUGCCGAAUACGAGGUGUGGGGUAAUGGCUACGAAGACUAUCUACAGGCACCCUUGCAGCCACUGAUGAACAAUCUGGAAUCAGGCGUCUACGCUGUAUUUGAGCAGGAUCCUGUCAAGUAUCGCGAGUAUCAGGAGGCAGUGUUCCGCGCACUGUGCGACCGCGUGCCCGCUGAGAAGAAGGACGAGGUCACAACCGUGAUAAUGGUGGUGGGUGCCGGACGAGGGCCGCUCGUGCGCAUGUGCCUUAAAGCCAGCGAGCGAGCCAACCGCAAAGUAAAGAUGUAUGCAGUGGAGAAGAACCCCAACGCCAUCAUCACGCUGCAAGGAUGGAAGGCGGAUACAUGGGGCGAUAAAGUGACGCUGCACGCAGGGGACAUGCGUGACUUUAAGCCCAACGAGAAGUGUGACAUCCUGGUGAGUGAACUUCUGGGAUCGUUUGGGGAUAACGAGCUGUCGCCAGAGUGUCUGGAUGGUGCUCAACGGUAUCUGAAAGAUGACAUGCCGUACGUCGUGCUGAUGCACAAUCACACACGCAUUGCGCCUUCACUGCCGCUCUUCACGUUCGAUCAUCCGAAUACAGCCGAAGCAAUUGACAAUCGGCGCUACGGGUCUCUGACAUUCUCCGCCGAGGGCGACCACCAAAUGCACGGGAUUGGUGGCUACUUCGAGACGACGCUGUACAAGGACGUCACCUUAAGUAUCAACCCCCAGACACACUCACCCGGCAUGUUCAGCUGGUUCCCUAUAUACUUCCCCCUCCCCAAACCCAUCGAUGUGCGCGCAGGCGACAGCAUAACUAUGCACUUCUGGCGCUGUGUGGACGCUAAGAAGGUGUGGUACGAGUGGUGCGUGUCGUCGCCAUCGUGCACGCCCAUCCAGAAUGUCGCCGCUAGGACAUAUCACAUAGGUUUAUAG